This is a messenger RNA of Sardina pilchardus (European sardine), 1257 nucleotides long. RefSeq names its product DnaJ (Hsp40) homolog, subfamily C, member 22 (gene dnajc22). Gene Ontology annotation, cellular component: membrane. NCBI's taxonomy places the organism in Eukaryota, Metazoa, Chordata, Actinopteri, Clupeiformes, Clupeidae. The transcript is spliced from 4 exons. The record is from RefSeq and is a predicted model, not a curated record. The coding region runs from base 203 to 1222 and encodes 339 amino acids.
AGUUCCCUCACAAACAUAACUACGGAAGUUGAUUUCAGGAUAUUGGUUUAUAGGACAACUUUAAACUCUGGACCGACAAAGAAAAGGGCAUCUCUUCUUUCCUUUAAAACACCCAUAACGUGAGCAAGUUCAGGCUUCAGAGUGGGACUGUUCUGAAGGCACUAUAUAGUUCCUAUCAAACUACCAGUCUCCAGAUGUUACCAUGGCUAAGGGUCUUAUACUCACAUAUACUCUAUGGGCAGUGGGUGGACCUCUAGGUCUGCAUCACUUGUAUUUGGGAAGAGACAGCCAUGCCCUAUUGUGGAUGCUUACUCUCGGUGGAUUUGGAGUUGGCUGGGCAAGAGAGUUCUUCCGCAUCCCAGCCUAUGUGAGUGAAGCAAACGCAGAGGCAGGCGGCCACAGAAAGAGACCAAGCGAUGCUGUGCCCCCCUCGGCCAGCCCUGCUCGCUUUGCAGGGCAGGUUUGUGUGGGUAUUUAUUUUGGAACAGUGGCCUUAAUUGGCCUUAGCUCUCUUGACUUCUUCUACUUGAUUGUGCUUCCUCUGUCUGUGGGGGCUGGUGUGCACCUUGUGUCCAAUGUUGGUUCAGAGACCUCUGACCUGCAGAAGACCCUCACUACUUGCCUCAUCACCUCCCCCAUAUUCUAUGGGAGCAACUUCUCCCCUCUGCCCAUCAGUCUCGCCGCUAGUGUCACAGCCGCACAGCACCGCAGAUUCAAGCCAACACAGCCACCGCAACUACUGUACCCACGUCUCUUGCGUCUGAGCCUAGCCUUGCUGGCUUUUUCAGCUCCCCUGGGUUACUGCAUUUUCCACAACACUACUGCCACUCUGUACUACAUCUCUGACUGCGUGGCAUCCAUAUUAGACAUGUUCUGGUUCCUUCCGUGGCUCAGAAGUGUUUUGGAGUUCUUCCUGCUGUUACCAUACAGAAUGCUAUGCAUGUUGACAGGGGGAGUAGGCUAUAGUGAGGAGGCCUGGAGGAAAGUGCUGGAGAUUCUGCUCCAAACCUACACCGAGAGGGAGAGACUGGCACUCAACGUGCUGUCUAUGAAUGAGGAAGCCUCUACGGAGGAGAUAACUCUUCGAUAUAGAGAGCUGGUAAAAAUGUGGCAUCCAGAUCACAACUCUCACCAGCCUUUGGAAGCUCAGAAGAUGUUCAUUAAAAUCCAGGAAGCCUAUGAGACCCUUCUUCACAGACAUAGACCGCGAAAAAAUAGAUGACUUUCCCCCAAAUAAAGAGAAAGAACCUUCCAAUU